AUGCUUGACAGUCUUGUGGGCACUCGAGCCUGUGCAGGUGGGCCCGAAUGCACUGUUGGCGCGUCGACCAGCGUGCUCGGGCAGCCGGGACCGUGUCGACAGCAGUUCACAGGCUCGUCUUGCCGCAUUGUCACGACUCGAACCGUCGUGAUGGGCGCCAGGAUUCGUCUCGUCAACCCUCGAGACAGAACCGCCUCGGGACCGGUCGUGUGUCGUCUGGCCGAGCGCAGCCGUCCACUGGAAGCCGGUUUCUGCGAGCCGACCGGCUCUUCCGAGGACGGAUCGGCAUCUCUUCCGUCAAUGCCCUUCCACACGGGACUCGAACACCGGGACCGCGUGUGCGUCGCGCCAGUCUCUCCGCCGGCCAAGCCCAUGGAAGAUUGGCUCUGUGGCGGCUCCCUGUCCAGUGGAAUGCCGUGA
This is a messenger RNA of Protopolystoma xenopodis, 420 nucleotides long. Lineage: Eukaryota; Metazoa; Platyhelminthes; Monogenea; Polystomatidea; Polystomatidae. The record is from the annotation of a GenBank genome assembly.